AUGAAUUCUAGGGAAGAAGAUCCAUUAAAUUAAGUAGAUUUAGAUUAAGCAUAUGAUGUGCCAAAUCAAUAGGGAAAUUUGAAAUAAAAAAUAAAUGAUAUUCAAGAUAUUACGGCUGAAAAAUAUGAUGAUAUUAAUCAAAUUGUCAAUUAUGAAAUGAGAGUCAUGUAAGAGAAGCUAGGAUUCAGAGGAGAAAGAACUCAAAUUUAUUAAUAAACAGCUUUGUUCGUGGCUGUAAUUUAGUUAAUAAUAGCCACAUUUUUAUCUAUGUUAAUUUCAUAAACGACGUUUUUAGGUCAUGCGUGGACAUUCAUUCCAUGGAUCUAAUAUGUAUUCAUCCUAACAUAUCUAUUCACUAUUGUUGGGAUUCAAUGUGUUUAAGAAAAAGUCUAAGAGACAAGAUAUAAUUUUGGAAUGAGUUGCAUUCAUGCCGUCUCUAAAAUUGUCUUAAUUGUUUUUAUAUCCAUAUGGUUUUUUGACAUCCGAGUGGAAAUAUUUUUGGUGGCAUUAGUUGCAAUAUAAGGAUACAUAACCCUUAAGAUAUACAUUCCUACUCAAAAACAAUAGGAGUUUGAUUUAAAAGUGAAGGAUUUGUGGAAAAAGAUGACUGUAUUUUAGCUUUGUGUAUCUAUUUUCUUAAUGUACUUCACAAGAUCAACUUAUAUUUUUGGAUUUGUUGUGUUUGUAUCAACUCUCUUAAUAGGAAUAUACACUAUAUUGUGUUUGCAAAGAUUUAAAGAAUACUCAUUUUUUUCAUUUAAUUCCAAUGAUUUAUAUUUGGGGGCCUUAUAAUUGGAAGCAGAUAUGAUUUUACCAUGCGCAUUGAUUGUAUUCCAACAAAGAAAUAGAACUUAAACUCCUUCUCCAUACCCGUCAGUUAGGAGUGAAAAGGAGAAGGACAAUAAGAGACAAGACUCAGAAUAAAAAAUAGCGGUGCAAUCUAUAAAGAGUGUUACUGAUUGA
Paramecium tetraurelia is the source of this 963-nucleotide messenger RNA. RefSeq lists its product as uncharacterized. The transcript has 3 exons. The record is from RefSeq and is a predicted model, not a curated record. Lineage: Eukaryota; Ciliophora; Oligohymenophorea; Peniculida; Parameciidae.